Molecule: messenger RNA, 1493 nt
Organism: Vanrija pseudolonga
Lineage: Eukaryota; Fungi; Basidiomycota; Tremellomycetes; Trichosporonales; Trichosporonaceae
Gene: eri1
Product: 3'-5' exonuclease eri1
Exons: 4
Coding region: 132-1493 (453 amino acids)
Biological process (GO): exonucleolytic trimming to generate mature 3'-end of 5.8S rRNA from tricistronic rRNA transcript (SSU-rRNA, 5.8S rRNA, LSU-rRNA)
Molecular function (GO): 3'-5'-RNA exonuclease activity; nucleic acid binding
Source: RefSeq, a predicted model, not a curated record
GGGCCAUUGUCAAAGGCUCGCGGCGACACACACCACCCGGGUGACGCAUAUAUACCCAGCGCUUCUUGGCUCUCUUCUUGCAUCUUGACAAGCUGCCCCACACGACGCGACGCCACUCGACGCGACGCCCGAUGACAGCAACGACAACGGGCGAGGCGCCCUGUCUGCCCUCCGAUCCUCCAGCGCCCUUCACAACGAACACAACCACGACGGCCGAAGCGACUGCUCCAGAUCCACCGCCCAGCACAGCCGACAGCACCUCUCAGUCUUCUUCGCCUCCUCCCAUUGAGCGUCCGCGCAAGAAGGCCACCGCGUCCGAGAUGCGCGCCAGUCUCGAGCAGCUGGGGCUCGACACGCGCGGCAAGCGCGAGACGCUGUGGAAGCGCCUGUUCACGGCGUUCAGCCGCGCAAAGGAGGACUCUGAGGCCGCCGAGGCCGAGGCGGCCGCAGCGAGCCGCAAGACCCCGCCGCCAAAGCAGCCGUGGGGCUCGUUCCUGUGCUUCGACGUCGAGGCGACCUGCGAGCAGGGCAAGAACUUUGACUACCCGAACGAGAUCAUCGAGUUUCCCGUCGUGCUCCUCCGGUGGGAGGAGGACGCGGACGGCGGGCGCGCCCGCCUCGUGACGGUCGACACGUUCCACACGUACGUCCGCCCCACCUGGCGCCCGGUGCUCUCCGACUUUUGCUCGUCCCUCACCGGCAUUACGCAGGAGGUGAUUGACGCCGCGCCGACGUUCCCAGAGGUGCUGCGCCUGCUCGAGGCGUGGCUUGACAAGUGGGACCUGCGCCUCGGCGACGGCGACGGCGAGGGACACGGGCUCAAGGACGCGCUGUGGGUCACGGACGGGCCGUGGGAUCUGAGAGACUUUAUCCCCAAGCAGCUCCACAUCACCCCGACGACGCCGGCCUACCCAGGCUACCUCCUCGGGCCGUACCUGAACCUCAAGGCGGGCGUGGAGGUGGUGCUGAUGGAAUCUGCGCGCCGCGAGAAGGACACGAGCAGCAGCUCCUCGCCCAAGCGCAGCCUGCCGCGCCUCACGACGGCGAUGCGCCGUCCGCCGACCAACGCGGCCGGGCCAACGUACCACCUCCCGAUCCCGGGCCAGCUGAAGGCGCUCGGGCUCGGCACGUUCAGCGGCAGGCAGCACAGCGGUAUCGACGACGCGACGAAUAUCGCGCGCAUCCUCGCCGAGCUCGCUGCCCGCCACGUCGUGCUCGACGCCAAUGCGCGCCUCCCGCCCGCCAAGGGCUACAGGCGGUGGCCCUGGAUGGGCAAGCCGGGCGAAGUCAUCUGGGACGCGCCCGCCGCGCCCGUCCUCGGCGUCAAGGUCGCGCUCGGCGCGCCGGCCCCUGUCGCAGGGGCAGAUGCUGCGCCCCCGGCUGAGGCGGCCGACCGUACCCCCGACAUCGCGGGCCUGAUGGACCGUCUCGCGCUCGGCGCGGACGACACGCCCUGCGCCGCGCCCACGCCCGACCCCAAGCCCAACCUCUGA